AGCCGCUUCCUUCUACCCUCAUUUUUCUCUUCGCAUCUUUACCCGCCACCACGAUGCAGAUCUUCGUCAAAACCCUGACGGGGAAGACCAUAACCCUAGAGGUCGAGUCUUCUGACACCAUCGACAAUGUCAAAUCCAAGAUUCAGGACAAAGAAGGCAUUCCACCUGACCAACAACGCCUCAUCUUUGCCGGGAAGCAGCUCGAGGAUGGCCGCACCUUAGCCGACUACAACAUCCAGAAGGAAUCUACUCUCCACCUCGUUCUCCGUCUCAGGGGUGGUGCAAAGAAGAGGAAGAAGAAGACCUAUACCAAGCCUAAGAAGAUCAAGCACAAGAAGAAGAAGGUCAAGCUCGCCGUGCUCCAGUUUUACAAGGUGGAUGAGUCCGGGAAGGUUCAGAGGCUGAGGAAAGAGUGCCCCAAUGCUGAGUGUGGAGCCGGGACUUUCAUGGCUAACCAUUUCGAUAGGCACUAUUGCGGUAAGUGUGGACUCACUUACGUCUACCAGAAGGCUGGUGGCGAUUGAAUAGGGCCGGGUCCUUCAAAAGAUUUGAAUCUAUUGCUGUUUUAACAGAAUGGACAUUAGCGUUUUAUAUUUCAGUAAUUGCUGAACUUUUAAAAUUUUUGUUAUGUUUUAUCAUGUUAUACUAUUUUUGGAGUUUUGACAUUUGAAUGAUUAUCAGUUCAGUUGUCUGAAUCAAAUUAUGUGGUUUUCUACUUAUUUUUGUUU
Molecule: messenger RNA, 728 nt
Organism: Hibiscus syriacus
Lineage: Eukaryota; Viridiplantae; Streptophyta; Magnoliopsida; Malvales; Malvaceae
Product: ubiquitin-40S ribosomal protein S27a-like
Exons: 1
Coding region: 54-524 (156 amino acids)
Biological process (GO): translation; protein ubiquitination; modification-dependent protein catabolic process
Cellular component (GO): nucleus; ribosome; cytoplasm
Molecular function (GO): ubiquitin protein ligase binding; structural constituent of ribosome; protein tag activity
Source: RefSeq, a predicted model, not a curated record